Molecule: messenger RNA, 1980 nt
Organism: Rasamsonia emersonii CBS 393.64
Lineage: Eukaryota; Fungi; Ascomycota; Eurotiomycetes; Eurotiales; Trichocomaceae
Exons: 2
Coding region: 1-1980 (659 amino acids)
Biological process (GO): cellular response to oxidative stress
Cellular component (GO): cytoplasm
Source: RefSeq, a predicted model, not a curated record
AUGGCGGACGAAGAGGAUCCCUUGGUGAAGGCGCUUCCUCCGGCCACUGACUACCUGACCUACCUGACGCUGCUGGAGUACCAGUUGACCCCCGCGCGGUUGCCGACCCUCCACCGAUUGCUGCAAGAUGAAACCCUUACCACCAACAUCGGAUGGGACCUCGUCCAGCUCCUUCUGCCGAUGCUCCCUCAGUCGCAGCAAUGCCUCCAGGACGUUGCGCGGCUGGGGAAUCCCCGAGAAGUCAUCUUGCGGGUGUCAGAUGCGCUGAUGAAGCUACAACCUGAGAAGGACGAGGAGGAAGAGGAAGAAGAAACGGAGGAGACAGAAAAGCACACAAAAUCGCAAGAUACGAAAGAAUUGGAGGAAAAGGUCAGGGAUAUUGAUAUUGGCAGCGGCGAAGAAUCACAAGACAGCAAGAAAACCCUUCCGCGCCAUGUGAUCCAGUUCAACUGCCUCGUCGCCAUGCUUUCGGUGCUUCAUGCCCGCAUCAAAACCAAGUAUCCCAGCCGAUUCAUUGCCACGUCGCUCCAGGCUGCACUGGAAGCUUAUACCUCGAUGCCAACAAACGAGACAACCACCGCCUUUUUAGAGUUCCUUCGAGACCUGUCACCGACGAAACGACCGGCUUUACCACCUCGCGGAACCAGUCAGACGUCUGUCGUUCGGGUGUCGGAGGCAUCUGCUCCGGACCCGGAAGCGGAGACUCAAUCUACGUCUUCGGGUGACCAGGAGCUGGUGCGGAAGCUGGUCCAGUUUGGCCUCGUCGAAGUAUUGAAAUCCUACAUGUUGAGUCUCACGAACCCUACAGAUUCGGGGCUGUCCUGGGCAUUGCGAUUGCAGGAAAAGCUUGAUCCUGAAGCAGCUCGGAUGACAUCCAAGACCCGCAUUCAUGCAGCGACGGAGCACCUGAAGGAAAGAGAUAUGAUCGUUGGAAAGAUUACGGCGUUAUCGCGAGAUUUAGGUCUAAGUGACGAUGAAUUGCUUCGGAUUGUGUCCACACCCGCCAAGAAACAGCCACCUCCUUUAGAUUUCGAAGAGCUACCGAAAUCACCAGAGGGAAUUCCGUUGGAAAGACACGGCUGUUUACUGCUGUUGGCGGCUCGUUUUUCGGCGACCGUCCUCUUCUCGCAGCAAGACAACAUACGGAUCCCAAUAUACCCAGACUUGGCGGUGAUAUUUACCAACUUCAUCGGCGUUCCUAGUACGUCAGACGGUGCAGGCUUGGAGCAGCCCCAGGCUCUCCAGGACGCGCUUCUCGCCCUGACGGUGAUCUCUAUCCGCGAGAAAAUAGAGGAGCCGGUCAAUGAUCGGCAGUACGAAGACUUUGUGCUGGCCCUCACAGCCUGCAGUUCCCGUCAGAGCUACAACAGUCUGCGAAGGAUCCCGUCGACAGUUGUUCGCAGUCAUCCGUCGCCAAAUGCCCGGUUCAACCUGAUACGCAAAGUCUUGGAGGACGAAAAUCUGCUGUAUGCGAGGGAGAGCGCGAUCGGAUGGCAGAAAGACGAAAUCCUGGCGACAACAGCGGCGAAUGCCGAGCCCAACAUUUUCGUCGACCCACGUUGCUUCUCAGCUCUUUUCCCACUGCUGUUUAAUCCCGCGGAGCUUUCUGCUCUGGACGUGUCGUCCAGCGGCAACAUUGUCGUGUCGUGGCUACGAUUCUCGCAGAUACUCGCCUCGCCGAUCCACGCGGCCCUGAGUCUGUACUACAUUCUCCUGUCGUCCUCCAAACUGCGCGACCGUCUGCAGCUGAGGAAAUCCUACCGUUCGUUCCGGACAAACUUCCUGGCGCCGCUCAAGGCCGUCUGCCACGCGUUCGAGGAAGACCUGACGGCGAACGGCGGCGAUGGGAAGAUCGAGGCUGCUGUAGGCGAAGACGCGUGCCAGGUGGGCAUGGCGCGAUCGGUGGGGUUGCUGCAACACAUCAUCGAGCAGAUUGAGGAGCGUGUAGCUGACGUAUUUGACGAUGAUGAUGACGAAUAA